This is a messenger RNA of Lacerta agilis (Sand lizard), 1070 nucleotides long. It is a transcript of the gene C4H3orf85, whose product is annotated as chromosome 4 C3orf85 homolog. Bases 72 to 458 code for a protein of 128 amino acids. Lineage: Eukaryota; Metazoa; Chordata; Lepidosauria; Squamata; Lacertidae. The record is from RefSeq and is a predicted model, not a curated record. The transcript is spliced from 4 exons.
CUCGAGUACAUAAAAUACCUGGGUUUGAGUGUUAGAUACUCUGCUGGAAAGGUUGCCGAAGAAUAUACACCAUGUCUGCUUCUGCGCUUCAGGUUGCUACGUGUGCUGUGUUGCUCACAGGGGUUUGGGGACUACCAUUUGUCUCCGAGGAAGAAGCCAAUGAGUUCUUAGGACUUAAGAGACAAGCACUUUUUCCAGACUAUUGGGACCCAGCUAGCCCCCAGAAUGGCUGGGGUGUGACCGUGGCAGAACAGGCCAGCGAAUACUGGACAUCACUGAGGACGUCAGCACAGUAUUACAUGGAUUUGGGACCUGUCGCAUUUGAUACCGAUACAGCCAGGGACCACAUUAACUCUUACAUGGAUCUGUUACGGGAAUCGGGAGCGCAUCUUCCGCAGCGGAAACGUAAACGCCACAUCCUUUCUGGACCUGAACCAGGCGAGAAUAAUUGUGGAUAAAGUCCAUUGUUUAUGCCAACUUGACUGUCAAUACCUCAGAUGAACUGUACUAUCCAAUGGAAAUUCUUUUCAUAGGGUCCAAAUUAACUCUCAUAUGGAUGUGUUGUGGCAAUUGGGAGCAAAUCUUCAGCAGAGGAGAAGUAAACGCCACAUUGUUAUAGUGGAACCAGACAUUGAUCCGAUCCCUCCACUCGGAUUUUAGUCCAUUGCUUAUGUCAACACCUCGGGCAAAUUGUACUACCUAAUGGAUAGUCGGCAUCCUUUGAGUCAACAGAAACAUCUUCAGAAAUACUUGGAUUAAAACAGGCAUAGGCAAACUCGGCCCUCCAGAUGUUUUUGGCCUACAACUCCCAUGAUCCCUAGCUAGCAGGACCAGUGGUCAGGGAUGAUGGGAAUUGUAGUUCCAAAGCACCUGGAGGGCUGAGUUUGCCUAUGCCUGGAUUAAAAUAACAAGAGCUGAAUCCAUCAGGAAGCCAUCCAUCUUUCUCAGAAGUAUAGCAGGUGCCCAAGAGGUGCCUAUUCAUCUCUUGUACAGCUCUUGUUUGCCUCAGGCUGUAGCCUUAGAGCUGCUUACCUGGGACUAAGCCCUAUUGUAUCCCGCACAUCUGACUG